Aspergillus alliaceus is the source of this 1064-nucleotide messenger RNA. RefSeq lists its product as uncharacterized. Lineage: Eukaryota; Fungi; Ascomycota; Eurotiomycetes; Eurotiales; Aspergillaceae. The transcript has 2 exons. Bases 248 to 805 code for a protein of 185 amino acids. The record is from RefSeq and is a predicted model, not a curated record.
GAAACAGGUUAGCGUGCUGGGGAUUAGUUGACCUUAGUAAAUAUCACCGCGCAACCUCACCUCACAACCUUCUGUGACCUUCUACUACAUCUCGCACCUCUCAACAAGUCGAUCUCAAUCUUGUAGACCGCCACUCGUCUAUCUUCAAGGUCGCUUGUUACUUGCGACCACAUAUAAUUUAAAACUUGGCCCGUCCACGACUACUAGAGGCAUCUUUUACUCACAUUCGUUCACACCAUCUAUCACCAUGUCUUCUGAGCCAAAUGGCAGCAUCAACCCACCUUCAGCCCCAGAUGCUACAGUCACAUCUGGAGUUAGCACUGGUAAACAAACGACCGAUGCUACUCUGAAGCAGACCAACGGGGACAGCACCCCGAUCAAUCCAGUGGAAUCAGAUGGUUCAUCCGAAGAGAAGCCUGCCGAAGCAACUGAGAUUCCCAAGGAACAUAAACUCACUGAGGAAUCCAAGCCUAGUGGACCUGGCUCUGUUGCAGCAAGUGCGGGACCAAAGGAGGCCAUCGUGGCCAACAAGACAGCACAACCCGGCGAUAAACGAGAACACGAGUCGACCACUGCACCUGCGGACACAACCAAGGUUAAGGCUAAGAGCGCAACAGAGCCUGUAAAGAAGAAGCAGAAGAUUACCGGAAAGCGAACUCAGAACGGUACUUCCACAGUUCCUGACAUGAACGGAGAAAAGAAAAAGGCAAGCCGUUCCAAGAAGGCAAAGGACUUGGCCAAGACGGUAAUUCCUACAGAUGGUAUCGGUAGUCGAACACGCAGCCGGACUAAGGCUUCCCCCUGAUCUUUUGUGUGGUAUCGCAGCGAACAUCCACAUCGUACAGGACCGCUGUAUGCUUCUAUCUUUUUCUGUAUGUUUCCCUUAAUCUGGUUGUUUAGCAGAUCCUAUGUAUGCGCAAGGCUAUGUUCGCUAGCAAUGCUUUUUUAUUUAUCAGAAGACCCUAGCUUGUGAAUGAAUCAAUCUGCUUUUUCAUGCUGCACGAGAUCAUUAGGGAUAAACCCUCUGGGAGGACUUCGAAAUAAGUUAGUCCAAGCAACAGUAU